CUUCAAGCGUGGAAGGUGGACCGGAGGACCAGGAAGCUACGGUGGCUAGCCCCUUUGCUAAGAGCUUGCUGCGAUGGGCAAUCGCAACUGUAUGCUGGCUGUGUGUAUCUGCGCGCCCUCUCAAUGUGAGCUGCGCACCACCCGCUGAUUCGACCCAUGCUUUCUUGUACCGCACGCAGCUCGUUCGCCGUCUGGCUGUUCGGCCCGCCCCUGAUGAACCGUAUCCUCACCUCCUCCGGUGGUGUCUGCGUACCCCGCAGUGACCAGACUUUGGGCGGCUUCUCCAACCCUAACGAUGGGCCAGCAUCAGCGCCUGCGCCCUUCCGAAUGCCAGACAAGAGGAUUGACGAUGCCUUUUGUCAUGCUGGGCCGAGGGGAAUCUCAAAAGAGGACAGGCCCGAGCUCUUCAGGGCUACUCAUGCUGUGGUGGCUGAUAUGACCAGGGAGGGGAGUUUGAGAGGGGCCUGGAAAGGUGGACACGAUGUCUCCGGGCACACCUUCAUCCUCAUCCUCUCUUCUUUGCUGCUCCUCGAGGAGCUGACCCCUUACCUUGCCCAGUACUGCUCAGCUGUGCUGCCACCAUCCCUCUCAGCCAGCAUCGUUUCCUGGAUCCCACGCUCCCUGCGCGCGACCAAGGAUCCAUACCGUGGGGAGCGGGCAGGAGCUAGCAUUGCGGCUACCAGCUUUGUCCUCGCACUCGUGGGACUCUGGUUGUUCAGCCUGGUCAACACUUCUCUGUUCUUCCACACACCAGCCGAGAAGUUCUCCGGGGCACUCAUUGCCGUCGUAUCGUGGGUAUUGCUGCCCAAGGGUGGAUAGCAACAUUGCAAUCGCAGACAUAGCAAUGAAAGACGCGAGCACGAGCUGCGCAUGGUAGUACGCGCGCCGUCCUCGCUCGCCAUCUAUUUUCCUGCGCAAGCAACACGCAGAAGAAGUAGCCGCGGAUGACCGAGCCCCG
Molecule: messenger RNA, 958 nt
Organism: Jaminaea rosea
Lineage: Eukaryota; Fungi; Basidiomycota; Exobasidiomycetes; Microstromatales
Exons: 3
Coding region: 157-819 (220 amino acids)
Biological process (GO): phospholipid biosynthetic process; lipid storage; lipid droplet organization
Cellular component (GO): endoplasmic reticulum membrane
Source: RefSeq, a predicted model, not a curated record